AUGUCCACGCUUCCUUACCAGGUGAUGGAUCUUCGAGACGCAACAUGCGAGGCCCUGUGCCAGUGCUCCAAACUUCUGGAAGAUUCGGAUGAUCCCUGGCUCGUUGUCGAAGUUUUUGAAAAGCUCCGUGAGUGGCUGCGCAGGGACUUCGUUCACGUGCAGAAAUUGCUGGACCCACUUCUCGAGGUACGUGCAUUGCAAGCCCUGCGGCGUUUUGGGACUCAAAACCUGGAGGUUGCCAGGCUGGGGCUUGGCGUAAUUGCCGGUUUCUGCCAGAGAAACGACAAUAACACGGAAUUCAUGGUGACAGCCGGAUUUGUCGAGGAAUUGGUCAAGCUAAUGGAUCUGCACAGAGAAGACGGAACAGUGCAGGACAACGCAUGCGUGGCUGUCUGGAGGCUGGCCGAGCGACACUCGCAUGGCGCAGAAAGGGUGGUAGAGACCGACGGAUUGCGGAGGGUGCUCACUGCAAUGAAGGACCAUCGCCGCAACUCCUUCGUGCAAGUCAAUGCCCUUCUCGCGCUUGAGAAGCUUGGUCUUAAAGGGGUGGUUCCGAGAGAUGGAUUUCAUCAUGCGGCCCACGAGGCAAUGAAAUUCCAUCCUCGCAAUCUGCAGGUCAGGCGUGCUGCCCUUCGCGUCAAGAACCUGGAGCCGCGCCGUGUCGAGCACGAGAGUGAGAUGAUUCCCUCGAGCUGUUCCUUGCCAAUGAAGGCGGACGCUUUGAGCCGCUGGCUUUUGAGCAUGGACUCGUACGGGUUCUUGAUGGAAUAUCAUGCUCGCCUUCGCCAAUACCAGACCCCCGCUGAGGUUGCAGGGAAGUACAUCAGGAACGGAAGACUUCUGAACAGCUUGUUCGUCGACCUGGGUGUGAGGAAACUCGGGCACCGCAGGCUCUUCGAGCGGUGGUGUCGAGACUGGGUUGGAUCGCUUGCAAGUUCAGAUUCGCGCACAACGCCUGAAAACGGCAUGGGCUAA
This is a messenger RNA of Symbiodinium necroappetens, 975 nucleotides long. NCBI's taxonomy places the organism in Eukaryota, Dinophyceae, Suessiales, Symbiodiniaceae. The record is from the annotation of a GenBank genome assembly.